AUUCGUGCAGAAUGAUUCAGUCUUCGGAGAAACGUCAAAAUGGGCGCAAGCACGAGAACGGGCAAGUUUGCGGUCGGAUUUACGGCGUUUGCAUUUUUGUUUAUUCUGAUCGCGUUCUGCUCACCGUACUGGCUCCAAACCGAUGGCGAACUGAAGCACCCAAAGUUUACAAAUCUAGGACUUUGGGAGCUGUGCCUGAAGAACUUCCAGGACAUUCACCGAUGGUAUGACUACCCGUUCAAUGGCUGCAUGUGGAUAUUCGAGGAGGAGUACUACAUCAUCCAUGACUACAUUCUGCCCGGGUUCUUCAUUGCGGUGCAGUUCUUCUUCACGCUCUGCUUCACGCUGCUCCUGAUGGGCGUGAUCAUGACGCUCAUUUUCUUGAGCUGCUCGCGGGACAACGAUCGGUACAUUAUGCUGCUGCUAACGAACGGCACCGUGCUACUGUUGGCGGCGUUGUGCGGUUUAAUAGCGGUCGCUACGUUCGGUUGCUACGGUGACAGUCGCGAUUGGAUGCCCAACUGGGAGCACAACGAUAUGGGCUGGUCGUUUGCGUUGGCUGUCGUCGGAACGUUUGCUCUGUUCCCGGCCGGCAUAUUGUUCAUCGUUGAGGCUCGGCGUGCCACGUACCGGAGGUUGAACAACAUUGCCAACACGGAGAUGGCCGCAGCGUACACGAUGGACGAGCGCAAAUAUCACGGUGGACAUACCGACAUUUAGAGGGCUGGUGUAGCUACAAUGACAUUCCACAUUCCCGCUAGUGGAAUGAUCAGUAAUUGCCUUGUACAAGAAGAGUGUAGUUUUAAGAAAUUUUUUACAUAACAAACGCACACGCAAACCACAAACGUUUUAUCCGUACCAACACACAUACACACGACAUUUAGGAGGUGGUGCGAAUAGUUAGAUUAGUGCAAAACUCUCGACAAGAAAAAGAAUCCGUCCAAAAUAGGAAUAAAAGCGAAACGAUAUGUUUUCUACAGUA
Anopheles stephensi (Asian malaria mosquito) is the source of this 982-nucleotide messenger RNA. RefSeq lists its product as uncharacterized. The record is from RefSeq and is a predicted model, not a curated record. The coding region runs from base 40 to 720 and encodes 226 amino acids. Lineage: Eukaryota; Metazoa; Arthropoda; Insecta; Diptera; Culicidae. Gene Ontology annotation, cellular component: membrane; septate junction. Gene Ontology annotation, biological process: regulation of tube size, open tracheal system; septate junction assembly. The transcript is spliced from 2 exons.